Messenger RNA from Ictidomys tridecemlineatus (thirteen-lined ground squirrel), 4420 nucleotides. RefSeq names its product engulfment and cell motility 1 (gene Elmo1). Gene Ontology annotation, biological process: actin filament organization; cell motility. The record is from RefSeq and is a predicted model, not a curated record. NCBI's taxonomy places the organism in Eukaryota, Metazoa, Chordata, Mammalia, Rodentia, Sciuridae. Gene Ontology annotation, cellular component: plasma membrane; guanyl-nucleotide exchange factor complex.
ACCGCCGCAGCCCGGAGCUGGGCAACAGAGCCUCGGAUUUUCCCUUCAAUGGUCGCGGGUCGUCAGAGCUCCAAUAGCCAGGAGCUCCCGUCGCUGCCGCCGCUGUCCUGCGACCCCGGGCAGGUGUAGACACACACGUGUGGCUGUCCACGCUGUAGGAUCCUCAGUUCCAAGGGCUUUGGACAGUCUUGGGGUUCACAAUGCCGCCACCCGCGGACAUCGUCAAGGUGGCCAUAGAAUGGCCGGGAGCCUACCCCAAGCUCAUGGAAAUCGAUCAGAAAAAGCCACUGUCUGCAAUAAUAAAGGAAGUCUGUGAUGGGUGGUCUCUUGCCAACCAUGAAUAUUUUGCACUGCAACAUGCCGAUAGUUCAAACUUCUACAUCACAGAAAAGAAUCGCAAUGAAAUAAAGAAUGGCACUAUCCUUCGGUUAACUACAUCUCCAGCUCAAAAUGCCCAGCAGCUCCAUGAACGAAUCCAGUCGUCAAGCAUGGAUGCCAAACUGGAGGCCCUGAAGGACUUGGCCAGCCUCUCCCGGGAUGUCACCUUUGCCCAGGAGUUUAUAAACCUGGACGGCAUCUCUCUCCUCACCCAGAUGGUUGAAAGCGGCACUGAGCGAUACCAGAAAUUGCAGAAGAUUAUGAAGCCUUGCUUUGGAGACAUGCUGUCCUUCACCCUGACGGCCUUUGUGGAGCUGAUGGACCAUGGCAUUGUGUCGUGGGAUACAUUUUCGGUGGCAUUUAUUAAGAAGAUAGCAAGCUUUGUGAACAAGUCAGCCAUAGACAUCUCAAUCCUGCAACGGUCCUUGGCCAUCUUGGAGUCAAUGGUGCUCAAUAGCCAUGACCUCUACCAGAAGGUGGCACAGGAGAUCACUAUUGGCCAACUCAUUCCUCAUCUUCAAGGAACAGACCAGGAAAUCCAAACCUAUACCAUCGCUGUGAUCAAUGCACUUUUCCUGAAGGCCCCUGAUGAAAGAAGGCAGGUUGAUGUAGAGAGCAAUGUUGACAUCCUUGAUUGUCCUCUGACUGAGAUGGCGAAUAUUUUGGCUCAGAAGCAGCUGCGCUCCAUCAUUCUAACACAUGUCAUCCGAGCGCAGCGAGCCAUUAACAAUGAGAUGGCGCACCAGCUCUAUGUUCUCCAAGUGCUCACCUUCAACCUCCUGGAAGACAGGAUGAUGACCAAGAUGGACCCCCAGGACCAGGCUCAAAGAGACAUCAUAUUUGAACUUCGAAGAAUUGCUUUUGAUGCCGAGUCUGAGCCUAACAACAGCAGCGGCAGCAUGGAGAAGCGCAAGUCCAUGUACACUCGGGAUUAUAAAAAACUUGGCUUCAUUAACCAUGUCAACCCUGCCAUGGACUUUACUCAGACUCCUCCUGGAAUGUUGGCUUUGGACAAUAUGCUCUACUUUGCUAAGCACCAUCAGGAUGCAUACAUCCGGAUCGUGCUGGAGAACAGUAGCCGAGAAGAUAAGCAUGAGUGUCCCUUUGGCCGCAGUAGUAUAGAGCUGACCAAGAUGCUGUGUGAGAUAUUGAAAGUGGGCGAGCUGCCUAGUGAGACCUGCAAUGACUUCCACCCGAUGUUCUUCACCCACGACAGAUCCUUUGAGGAGUUUUUCUGCAUCUGUAUCCAGCUCCUGAAUAAGACAUGGAAGGAAAUGAGGGCAACUUCUGAAGACUUCAACAAGGUAAUGCAGGUGGUGAAGGAGCAGGUUAUGAGAGCACUUACAACCAAGCCUAGCUCCCUGGACCAGUUCAAGAGCAAACUGCAGAACCUGAGCUACACCGAGAUCCUGAAAAUCCGCCAGUCUGAGAGGAUGAACCAGGAAGAUUUCCAAUCCCGUCCGAUUUUGGAACUAAAGGAGAAGAUCCAGCCAGAAAUCUUAGAGCUGAUCAAACAACAACGCCUGAACCGUCUGGUGGAAGGGACCUGCUUUAGGAAACUCAAUGCCCGGCGGAGGCAAGACAAGUUUUGGUAUUGUCGGCUUUCUCCAAAUCAUAAGGUCCUACAUUAUGGAGACUUGGAAGAAAGCCCUCAGGGAGAAGUGCCCCAUGAUUCCUUGCAGGACAAAUUGCCGGUGGCAGAUAUCAAAGCUGUGGUGACGGGAAAGGACUGUCCUCACAUGAAAGAGAAAGGUGCCCUUAAACAAAACAAGGAGGUGCUUGAACUUGCUUUCUCCAUCUUGUAUGACUCAAACUGCCAACUGAACUUCAUUGCUCCUGACAAGCAUGAGUACUGUAUCUGGACGGACGGGCUGAAUGCGCUGCUUGGGAAAGACAUGAUGAGCGACCUGACACGGAAUGACCUGGACACCUUGCUCAGCAUGGAAAUUAAGCUCCGCCUCCUGGACCUGGAAAACAUCCAGAUCCCUGACGCACCUCCACCCAUCCCCAAGGAGCCCAGCAACUACGACUUCGUCUAUGACUGUAACUGAAGUGGCCGGGCCCAGACAAGCCCCCACACCUCCCAAACUGGAAAAUCUAGCUAACAGGAGAGAGGAACGAAAACAUAACUCGUGCUUUGGAAUCAUCUUUUGGUAAAGGGAAGCUGCAGGUCACCCUCUCUUUGGCGUCACCUCUAACCCAAAAUUUUUUGGCCCCUUCCACCUCCUUGGAUCUGUUUCUGGACUCGCUGCUUUAGAUCUCUGCCCAUUGCUGCAGUUCACUUGGUGGGACAAUAGCCAAAAGCCACUGCUAGCAAGAGAGCCAUUGGGCAUUUCCAUCCUAAUCCCUGGCAGGAAAAUCCUUCCUUCCUAGAGUAGGAAAGCCAGCAGCCCCAGACCUCAAGGAAUGAAUACCCCAUGGCCUGUGCCUGGAAGAAAUGGCGCAGCUACCUGAUGGGAAGACAGACGCCAUGCUCUCCUUUCCCUUCUCUCGAGGGUCAGCUCAUGUCACCGGGUUCAUUUGAGUUGAGGUCUGCUUUGGGAUCUCUCUCCCCGUCUCCUGACUUGGCCUUGCCCUUGUCCUCUUGGGUCCCAAGGGCAGCGCCAGUAUUCUCAUAGUAAGCCUCGCCAGCACUGGGUCUCCCAAACAGUCCACAGAGCCCACGCCCACUCCGCAUCUGCACUGUGACCGUGACCAGCCUCCCGCCGCCCUCUGCGCUAGCUAGUCUUGGGCUUCCUCUCCCUGCCCCAGCCCAGACCUGCCUUCCUCCUUUCCACACAUGCUCCCAGCCUCUUAGCUGAAAGCACAAAUGAAAUCAGUAGUUACACUCCAUCUCUAAUAGACUAAACCUAAAUGCCUCUAUGACGGGCUGUCACUAUCCGAGGGUUUCGUGUCACCUUCUCCUAGGGAACCUGCUGCAACACAGGUUUUCCAUGGGAUGGUCAAGCUGUCAGACAUCCAAGUUUACAUCGUUGUAAUUAUUACAGGUAUUUACAAUUUGCAAGGGUUUUUUUUCUUUUUUUUUUUUCGCUUUGUUUUUGUACAAAAGAGUCUAACAUUUUUUGCCAAACAGAUAUAUAUUUAAUGAAAAGAAGAGAUACUUAAAUGUGUGUGUACUUUCCAGGUUUUUUUUUUUAAUUAUUUUAAUCCCAAACAUCCUCCUGAGAAUAACAUUCCCUUAAACAUGCUGUGGAAUAAAAUUAAUCAUGAUGAGUUGGGAGCUGGUGUUUUGAUUUGGUAACUUGGGUUCGGUCUCCUUGGUCGUUGGCAUCAUCUGGGAGCUUGUUAGAAAUGCAAAACCUGGGACCUCACCCCACACCUUCUGAGUCGGUGCUUUGUGUGCACAUUUUGUUUUUAAUUUGGGAAGCACUGGUCUAAAGUUCUGUCUUCCACUGAUAGGGCAUCGUAGGCGCUGAGCAUCCGUAAAGGAUGUUACUUCUAGGAAGAUCAUCUUAACUCACCUGGAAAAACAGACUUUGCUGUGUAAAAAUCUGAUCUACCCAUUUUACAUUGUUGCCUCCUGACCAUAAUUUUUUUUUCCCUUUACUAUGAUAACUUUUAGAAUGGAUCAAAUUAAAUAGAUCCCAACUUUUAGGGAAUAUAUUUAGCAGUAAAAAAGAAUACAAACCCACAGAAAGUAAGUCAGAACUAAAAUCUAACUGUGAAUUAAUAAAUUACAGGUCAGAGCACAGCCUAAUAUUUGUCAUAAUUUAGUUCCACUAGAAACAUCAUCUGGAUCAUAAACUCCAUGAGCUUAAAGGACUGACCCAAGCAUGCAGAACUCGGCAUAGGCAGCACGAGCCACUGAACUCACAGCACAAGCUUUUGGGUGCAUCCAGGUGACUGCUCUUCACUGCCAUCAGGAUGUGCAAUUACACACUGACCUGGGGUUGAGAUGACAUGGUGCAGAGCACUCCAUAAAUUGCAGGAAAAAGUCCCUUGUAAUUCCUAGUCAUUCAAACAGGUUCAGUCUUCCCAUCAAAGCACUCACACCCUUGUGUCAAGUCAACAACUGUUCUUAUCAUUAAACUUCCGUUAUUGA